Ylistrum balloti is the source of this 1557-nucleotide messenger RNA. RefSeq lists its product as uncharacterized. The transcript has 3 exons. The coding region runs from base 1 to 1068 and encodes 355 amino acids. NCBI's taxonomy places the organism in Eukaryota, Metazoa, Mollusca, Bivalvia, Pectinida, Pectinidae. The record is from RefSeq and is a predicted model, not a curated record.
AUGUACUUCCUGCGAAACGUUUCGGUACAUGUUUCGUUUAGUAUUAUAAUAAUCAAUAUGCAUUUCUAUGCUAUUUAUCUAUUUCUGUGUUUGAUUGGCAUUAGUGCACAGCAAGAACAAGAAGGUAAUACGCCAGAAUUUGCACCAGAGGAAAAAUAUUUGGACAUUUUCCCUCUCAGUCAGGAAAAUUUUACAGAAGUCGUUCUGAAAUGUAACGAUCCAUGGAUUAUUAUUUUCCACGAUGGUUCCAUGUCUAUGGCAUGGAAGAAAAUGGCCGUCGGUGCCAGGGGUGUUGUUUGGCUAGGGAUGAUUGACAAAGCAAAAAACCACGAACUUCUUGUUAGCAUGGGUUACAACCCGGCCAAAGAUGGGGAAGCACGAGUAUAUCCAUAUGGAGGAAUCCAGCAUAAGAAAAAGGGAUGGGUAUCUGCUAAAAAUCCUAAUGAUGCUAAGAUUGCUGCAAUUAAGUCUUUACCAGACCAUACAUUAAGAAUGAAGGGCAAGGAUAUUCAAGACUUCCUGGUGGAAUGUUUCUCCACAACACCUUCACGCUUCCCUGUCAUAAUAUUGACUGACACUCAAGAUACACCAUCCUUGUUCAAAGCACUGGCAGUGAGGUUCCAGAAAUAUUUUAACUUUGGAAGGUUUGUGGAUGCAACUGUCGAAGAUUUCAGAUCUCUGGGACUGAGUCUAGAAGAUGAUACAUUUGACUUUCCUGCCAUCUUGAUUCUUGUGCCAAAACAACCUGGGAUGAUUGAAGAAAUCUCCUUCAAUGCUGUAGAGUAUCGUGCCAAUGUUAUGGGGGUAAUGAACUACCCUAAUGUUCUCCAAUUCUUGUUUGCUGUAAACAACAAGUAUCGAUACUGGUUACCAGGUAGUGAUAUGUCUAAUGUCAGGGAAGUUUCUGAAAUGGAAGAUGUUAUUGAAAUUGAAAACAGGAGAUUUGAUAUCUUGUUUGAGGGAAAAAAAGCAAAAAUCACUCAAAAAGUAAACAAAAAAGAGGAAAAGGAGAACUUUUCUCAAGAACAACUUGAAAGAGCUCUAAAAAUGUUAAAGCAAGAACUCUAAUGAAUGUGAUCAAUGAUAAUUCUUACCUUCUUUCUAGAGACCAUAGCUUAUGCUUUCAAAUGAAAAGAAUUAAAAAAAACCCUCAAAAUAAUUAUAAAAAAGGAGGGGGAUAUGUGUUGCAGAUGAAAUUCAUAAACAGAUAAUAAUUGUCUCAUUGAAAUCAAUAUCCAGUUCAGAAAUUUGGAGAUGACAAAAUAUAUUCAAAGUUAAAUGUAUACUAUCCUUUGUUAACUGAUAGUCACUAUUUAAAUAUGCAUUUUCUGUAUAGUUGCAUUUACUUUUAAUUAAUAUUUCUGAUUAAGAUAUUUAAAUGAUUAUCUAAACUAGCCCAGUUCCAAUUUUCAGCUUAGUGAUAAUCUGUCUUUGAAUAUCAUUUUGAUCUGCCAGAGUGACAUCCCUUUGUUUUGUUGGAGCAAAGAAUGAUGAAUAUAUUAUUGCCUUAAGCUGUCCUGGUACUUUUACAGAGUACAAGACAGUAUGUCGAAUAAA